Bacidia gigantensis is the source of this 945-nucleotide messenger RNA. RefSeq lists its product as uncharacterized. Bases 1 to 945 code for a protein of 314 amino acids. The record is from RefSeq and is a predicted model, not a curated record. The transcript has 7 exons. Lineage: Eukaryota; Fungi; Ascomycota; Lecanoromycetes; Lecanorales; Ramalinaceae.
AUGGCGUCGUCAACAAAGAGCAUCUUCACUUUCAAAUAUGUCGACGCAGCAGAGACAAUUGCAAUGGGCGUCACGCUGCCGCUCGUCUGCAUGGGCAUCGUUGCUUCACGCUUCUAUACGCGGACACGACAGUCAGUACAGCCAGGCAUUGACGACUGGCUUAUACUGGGUGGUGUAAUCUGUCUGAUCGGUAUGGGUGCAUGUAUAAUAGAUGGCGCUGCGAGACACGCUAUGGGAUAUCCUACCCCCAUGCCUCCCAAAACAGCUACGAAAGCAGAGCUGCUCGAAUAUAAUCCACCGUCUACAGAAUUAAUUGGAAAGGCGAUAGGCCACACCAGUGAAGAGGGAUUGACGGCCUCUGACUUGAUCCUCGACGUGUUUCUUCUCGUUCUUCCACUCCCAAGCAUAUGGACACUGCGAAUGACGGUGACGAGAAAGCUACAAGUGUCUUUCAUCAUGAUACUCGGCCUGUCGGCUAUCGCCGCCUCCAUUGCUAGGCUCGUUCUCUAUGUUCAACUAGAGAAAGCCGCACUUGCUCAAGAGGAAGUUGAUCAGAAUCCACAGAAACCGGGCUUAUCCUUCCCAACAGAAGUCCUCACACUUUCCAUGUACUGGUCGACCCUGGAGAGCGGUCUUGCCAUCAUAGCAGCCUGCCUCCCAUCCCUCAGCUCCCUCUUCACAGCCAAAUCUCUUCAAUCAGCCGUGCACAGCGUUCGCAGCGUCCUUUCCCUCCGUUCCUCUCAAGGUUCUUCGAAGGGCAGCAGCCGACGCGAUGGGACCGCAAACGCUUAUGCGGAUUUAGAGCGCAGCUCGUCUUCGUCAUCCAGUGCAGGUUUCACAAAGCCAGGCUUGCAUGGGGAUCUAUCGGCAAAGUACGAUUUGCAGACUUUUGAGCUCGCGAAAGGCGAGAGGAAGCAAGGAGAUAGCUUGAGCACGCAAUCGUGA